Messenger RNA from Miscanthus lutarioriparius, 1173 nucleotides. The record is from the annotation of a GenBank genome assembly. NCBI's taxonomy places the organism in Eukaryota, Viridiplantae, Streptophyta, Magnoliopsida, Poales, Poaceae.
AUGGGGCCCGGUGCACGCCACGCCACUGGAGGCCAUGGAGAAGGGGCCCAGGAGAAGCUCGUCUACGUCACCUGCGUCUACAACGGUUUCUCCUGCCACGGCGAUCCAUCAGCCAAGCGCCGCUUCCUGAUCCUGCCUUCGUUGCUGUCAGGUCGUGUGUAUGUCGUUGACACAGCGACAGACCCAAGGGCGCCAUCCUUGCAUAAGGUGGUUGAGUCUGAGGACAUUGCUGAGAAGACUGGGCUUGGGUUUCCUCACACGUCUCAUUGCCUUGCAUCUGGCGACAUUAUGAUUUCUUGCCUUGGGGACAAGGAGGGGAAUGCAGCUGGCAAUGGCUUCCUGCUGUUGGAUUCAGAGUUUAAUGUCAAAGGGCAUUGGGAAAAGCCAGGUCAUAGUCCAUUGUUUGGAUAUGACUUCUGGUACCAGCCUCGCCACAAGACGAUGAUCAGUUCAUCAUGGGGAGCCCCUGCAGCGUUCAGGACAGGUUUCAAUCUUCAGCAUGUCCAGGAUGGCCUGUACGGAAGGCACCUGCAUGUGUACGACUGGCCUGGUGGUGAGCUCAAGCAGACACUUAAUCUAGGUGACACUGGACUUCUUCCCCUUGAGGUGAGGUUUUUACAUGAUCCAUCAAAGGACACUGGCUAUGUUGGCUGUGCUUUGACAAGCAACAUGGUGAGAUUUUUCAAGACCACGGAUGGAUCGUGGAGCCAUGAGGUUGCUAUCUCUGUGAAAACAUUGAAGGUCCGCAACUGGAUUCUGCCGGAAAUGCCAGGAUUGAUAACUGAUUUCGUUAUCUCUCUUGACGACCGUUAUCUCUACUUGGUAAAUUGGCUUCAUGGCGAUAUCAGGCAGUACAACAUUGAGGAUCCUGCAAAGCCUUUCUUGGCUGGACAAGUAUGGGUUGGUGGUCUUCUUCAAAAGGGCAGUGAUGUCGUCUAUGUUACUGACGAUGGUCAAGAAGAACAGUAUAAUGUGCCUCAAGUCAAGUUCUUUGGUGAUGAUCUUGUCAAGAAGGGCUCCCACAUGUUGCAGAUCGAUGUCGACACCGAGAAAGGAGGGCUGGCUAUCAACCCCAACUUCUUUGUAGAUUUUGGCACCGAGCCUGAUGGUCCUGCCCUGGCCCAUGAGAUGAGAUAUCCUGGUGGGGACUGCACCUCUGAUAUAUGGAUCUGA